AUGGCUUCGACGCAAGAUGUCGACAAUGCGGUCGCGCCGGGGGAUGAUGUUACAGGCGGCAACAACGUUGUUCUGGUUCAGGAUGAAAAGAAGUCCUCAGGCAAAGUCGGGGAGCAAGUGGACAUCCUCGAAGCAGAGCCGCAAAAGGCAUACUACAGCAGUGUCUCCGUGUGGCUGAUGGUCCUGUUUUCCGGACUUGCAAUUGGGUCUGAUGGCUACAAUGCUGCAGUGAUUGGCAAUGUCGAGCUUUUACUCGCGGUUCUUUAUCCCGAUGACCUGACAACAACCAUAUAUCAAAGACUCUCGAACGCUUUCCUCAUUGGCAUGAUUGUCGGCAUGAUUCUUUUUGGUGUUGUCAGCGACCAGCUUGGUCGGAAGACAGGCGCCAUUGCGACUACAAUCUUACUGGUGCUUGGCAUAUCUUUGUCCACUGCAGCCAAUGGAACCACCACCACUGGCAUGUUUUGGAUGCUCAUCAUCGCCCGUGGCAUCGCUGGAGUCGGCGCGGGAGGAGAGUAUCCAGUGUCUGGCGCCGGCGCAGCCGAAGCGACUGAUGAAGAUGCCAAGUUUCGCAAAAGACGAGGCUUCAUGUUUGCCAUGCUUGCAGACUUGUCGGCCAGCCUGGGUUACGUUUGGGGGGGCUUGGUCCCAUUGCUUUUGCUACUGUGCGUGGGCCAGCAAGUUUCAAAGUACCACAUCGUUUGGAGAACCUCGUUUGCGUUGGGUAUGGCGCCGCCUCUUCUGAUAUUUUGGUUCAGAAUGCGCAUGGCGGUCUCGACAGCAUACCGGAAAUCCGCACUGCGAAAACAAAGAGUGCCAUACAAGCUAGCCCUGAAACGAUAUUGGCGACCACUCUUAGGCGCCUCCUCGACUUGGUUCCUGUACAACUGGAUUAGUAUCCCGUUCGGUAUUUUCAGUUCGACCAUCAUCUCGAGGGCAAACGUCGAAAAUAGGCUCGUGAAGACGCUCGGAUGGGGCGUGGUAAUCAACUGCUUUUAUAUUCCUGGUCCAUUCAUCGGAGGCUAUCUUUCCGACAGGAUUGGCAGACGCCAAACCAUGGCCCUGGGCUUUACACUGCAGGCAAUCCUAGGUUUCGUUCUUGGAGGCGCAAUGGACCCCAUUCAACGCAUUUUCCCGCUAUUCGUCGUUCUCUACGGCAUAUUCUUGACCCUUGGCGAAGUUGGGCCUGGGAGUACUGUUGUUCUCAUUGCUUCCGAGAGUUUUCCUACGUCCAUCCGUGGUCAAAUGAUGGGUCUCAUCUCAGCUGUUUCAAAGGCAGGAGCUGCUAUCGGAACACAGGUUUUUACCGCGAUCCUCAACAGAUAUACCGCCGACCCUUCAAAGGGUAACCAGGUCGCUUUUCUUAUAGGAUCUGGAUUCGCCGUUUUGGGAGCAAUCAUUGCGCUCUUUGUAAUUCCAGAUACCUCCAGGCAUUUGAACGAUGACGACGAUGCUUGGAAGAAGUAUCUUGAAGACAACGGCUGGGACGCAUUCUGGGGCGACGAGGUCAGCCAGGACCCGUCGGGAGUGGUGAUGAACAAAGCGGUGUCUUGA
Colletotrichum higginsianum IMI 349063 is the source of this 1554-nucleotide messenger RNA. Its product is annotated as Major facilitator superfamily transporter. The record is from RefSeq and is a predicted model, not a curated record. The coding region runs from base 1 to 1554 and encodes 517 amino acids. Gene Ontology annotation, biological process: transmembrane transport; carboxylic acid transport. Gene Ontology annotation, molecular function: carboxylic acid transmembrane transporter activity. Lineage: Eukaryota; Fungi; Ascomycota; Sordariomycetes; Glomerellales; Glomerellaceae. The transcript is spliced from 4 exons. Gene Ontology annotation, cellular component: plasma membrane.